AGACAAAACUCUUCACCUGUCCCGGCGAUGGAAUUAUCAACACAAACAACUCCGCGAUUAACCUUUCAUUUUCAUCGACAGCUCAACACAAUAACAACAUCAAUCAGUUAUCAUAAUCCACAUGUGAAAAUGAGUCCACAUGGAAUCGCUGUCGGUGCGAAA
This is a messenger RNA of Ambispora leptoticha, 162 nucleotides long. Lineage: Eukaryota; Fungi; Glomeromycota; Glomeromycetes; Archaeosporales; Ambisporaceae. The record is from the annotation of a GenBank genome assembly.